UUUCAACGUCAAGCACAUCCUCGUUGCUAGAAUCGCUGCCUUUCUUCUCUUCUUCCUAUUGUUUGUGCCAUUCCUACGCCGUUUCGUCCUCAUCAGCAAAUUGCCGUCUGCCAAUAGAAUGCCGUUCACCGACAAAGUGGUUUUCUUCUCGUCUCGAAUAAUUUCUAAUUGUAAAACGUAACCCUUGAAAACGUCAUUAUUGCUCUAUUACCCGUGGCUGAAGUUGAUCGCACAAUAUCGUAUCGAUACUGUUCGAUUACGCUUUUGUUUCUUUCUAUUUGGCAGUAAAACGCACUAAAUCCAACGUUCACAUAAAAAUUCAUCGCUUUCGCUAUUAUGCAUUAACAAAAAAUAUAUGAAAUUCUCGGUGAACAAUCAAUUAAUCCUCCAACAAAUAUGGAUCCCUGCAAGUACCGCAAUUACAUGGACGAGAUGCUCGAAAUAAUUGACGAGAUCGGAUGCCGAAAACCCGAACCGGAAGUAUGCAACGUCAGAUGCCCGCCUCUAGGUUGUCCACGAGGACCUUGUCCAGGGAUGUGCUGUUAUCAGGAAGACUGCGAUCCUUGUUGCAUAUCAAAAAUGCCUUGCUGUCCACCACCUCCUCAACCCCCUGGUUGUCGAGCACCUCCGUUGUGCUGCUUAAAAGCCUACGCCAAGGCAGUCGGCUACCCUCCAGAAUCUCCUCUUUCUCCACCUUGUGCACGAAUAAGUCGUAAACUUUGCGUCGAAAUGCUCGAUAAAAUUUGUCGUCCUCCAUCAGUUUGCACCACCGUACCCUAUUGCCCAUCGCCUUGCUGCACAGUACCACCUUGCAACCCCUAUCCAUGCUGUUAA
Bombus huntii is the source of this 834-nucleotide messenger RNA. Its product is annotated as sperm mitochondrial-associated cysteine-rich protein-like. The record is from RefSeq and is a predicted model, not a curated record. The coding region runs from base 397 to 834 and encodes 145 amino acids. NCBI's taxonomy places the organism in Eukaryota, Metazoa, Arthropoda, Insecta, Hymenoptera, Apidae. The transcript has 2 exons.